GCAGGAGGAGGGGGCAAGAGAAAAGGCGAUUGGGGACACGGUUCGAAACGAUGAGGAAUGGGGGUGAGGAAGAGGACAGGAGGAGCGGAGUCAAUUGGGGCCAAAACUGGGGGAGGCUGGAUGGGGUCCAAGAGGAGGGAGGAGGGCUGAAGGGGAUCCCAAUCCCUUUGGGCAGGGAACCAAAAGGUCUUCCCACGCGUGGGCCAGGCCAAGGCCAGACUGGCCCCCAGAAAGGGAACACUUCCCCCCAAAGAGCUGGCCCCGUGGGUGGCCAGGCCUACCCCCCUCUCCCGACCUUGUCCACCUGUCCAUCCAUCUACCUGCCUACCUCUCCCCGGUGAGUUUGGAUAGCUGCUUAGUGUGGAUACCUAACUGUUAGACUGGUAGGAGGAGGCAGGUCCACAUGGUUUACCACAAGGCAUAAACAUUGUGCUUCAAAAUCUGCCUUUAACAAUGUGCAGCUAUUCCCCCCUGGGGAAGGCAGCUCGAAAAUUCUCAUGAAACCAACGAAGAAAGUAAAGUACACGUUUUCCCAUCAUAUACUGGGCUUGCCUGAUGGGUGAAGGAAUGUCAGAUCUACCCAAAUUGCCAGCAAAAACUAGAUCCUUGACCAGCAUUUAGCUGUCAUACCAGAACUUCCAUAAACCUGAAAAGUUGCCACCCUGAUUUAAGCAAGAAAUGUCGUUAAGACGAUAUCCAGUGCUCCAGGCUCCCAGCUUGCCACAGAGACGCCUCCUUUGGGCCACAGGGCAAUGUCUGUAGACACAGAACCACAUGCCUUGCUCCUUGGGAUUCUGCUACCAAAGUUCAGCUGGGUGACGUGUCAGGAUCAGGCAUCUGUGGUUUGUCCUGUAUUUGCUUCCGUAAUCCCUUCUUCUUGGUAUGUGUAGCAUCCCCAACUUGGAGUAAGGACAGGAGCGAUGUCAUGGAAAAUAAAUAUCAACCAUGUGAUGGAAGGUGGAGCAACCGUUAUGGUCCCUUACGAGCCUGGAUUCCUCCUGCUGGAUCUUUGGAACCCAUCUAUGCCAGGGAAAGAAUUAAGCAGUUCCGAAAAGAAUUAAGCAAUACCAAACCCGUUGCCAUCCAGUUGAUUCCAACUCACAGCGACCCCCUGUGUGUCAGAGUAGAACUGCUUCAUAGGUUUUUCUUGGCUGCCCUGGUGGUACAAUGGUUAAAGUGCUCAGCUGCUCACGUAAACCUUGGUGGUCCCCAGAGGUCGUGGCCCCAGACUCUCUGUUAGCCCAAGACUGGAACCAUUCCCAAAGCCAACUCUUCAAACAGGGAUUGGACUGGACUAUAAGACAAAAAUGAUACCGAUGAGGAGUGAGCUUCUUGGCUCAAGUAGACACAUGAGACUAUGUGGGCAGCUCCUGUCUGGAGGGGAGAUGAGAAGGCAGAGAGGGACAGGAGCUGGCUGAAUGGACAGGGGGAGUACAGGGUGGAGAGGUGGAGUGGGCUGUCACAUUAGGGGAAGAGCAGCUAGGAGUACAUAGCAAGGCGUGUUUAAGGCUUUGUGUGAGAGACUGACUUGAUUUGUAAACUUUCACUUAAAGCACAGUAAUAAAAAAAAAAAAGCAAAAGGUCAGUGGUUUGAACCACUGCAGCAUGGGAGGAAGAUGUAGCAGUCUGCUUCCGUGAAGGUUUACAGACUCGGAAACCCUGUGGGGCAGUACUGCUCUGUCCUGUAGGGCCACUGGGAGUCGGAGUCAACUCGGCGGCAGUGAGUUUAGUUUGUAUGGAAGCUUUACAAAGGCAAAUUUCCAGGCCUUUCUUCCAUGGCACCACUCGGUGGGCUUGAACUGCCGACCUUUAGGUUAGCAGUUGUCAGUAGUCAAACACAAACUGUUUGCCCUCUGCAUGUAGCAGACAGGUUCAAAAAAAUUAAAAACCAAGCCCAAGUUGAGAACACAAGAAGUUGGAGACACUUGGGAGGUGCUGGGAGGAGUCUCAAGGUCGCAGACCAGAAAACAGUUGGGAAGUUGACUGGUCCAGGGCCACAACCUGGGGACCUUUCUUGUGGAGUGUCUGUUGCCUAGCCCGGGGUGGGGACCUCCCUUGCAGAUCCUGCUGGGAGCUGAUACCCUGAAAAAGGAGACCCCCCCCCCAGCUUUCUGUCUGCUCUGAUCUCCCACUUAAUGGGAACUUCAUUCUUCUUAUUCGUCCCCACCCCAGGCCUCUUUCCCUUCCAUCUAUUAGGGUCCCAGGGCUGGCUCCACCUGUGCCACUAAUAAUGAGAAUAACUGCUGUGUCCUGAGGGCAGAUUGCUGACAGCUGGGGCAUUCCCUCCUCUGAGGUGCGCUGCAGCCCUUGAAGGAAACGACUCUUAAAUCUUCUAAGUGGGUUUGUGUGUGGCCAGUCAACUUAUAAAGAUAAGUGCAGGUCCCCACGCAUAAGUCUGGACACUUAGAAUAUGCCAUCGGAAAGUGGAGGCAGGACUGUGCCAGAGAGAUGUGGUCACAGCAUGAGAGCCUGUUUUUGCCUCUCCAGGUGCCUAGUCCCUGUUCCUGUGGAGUGGCCCCGUCCAGGCUGAGGGGGACAGCAGUGACGGCGCCCAGCAGCGGUUUCCUAAGAGCCUAGGGAGAGACUCCGUGCUUUUGUUCACCUUUGUGCAUGUAAAUGAAUGUGUGAUCGUUUGCACACAUGCAUAGGUGUGCCUGUGACUGCAUACAUAUGUGUGUGACUGUGCUUGCACGCAUGCGUGGCUUUGUGUGUGGCCGUGUGUGCAUGAAUGUGUGUAUGACCAUGUGUCCUUGUGUAUGGCCGUCUGGACAUGUGUGUGGCUAUGUGCAUGGAUGUGUGUGGCUGUGUGUACGUGUGAGUGACUUCAUGCAAAUGUGUGUGGCUGUGGACAUGCACGAGGCUGCAUGUGCAUGAGUGUGUGUGUGGUUGUCUAUACACAUGAGUAUGAUUGCAGUCACGUGUGUGACAGUGUGUGUGGCUGUGUGUGUACAUGUGAGCGUGGCUGCGUGCACAAGUGUGCGGCUGCGUGUACGUGCGUGUGUGCUCGGGAGCAGGCCCACGCCGGUCCUCAGGCCCGCCCACCUACUAGCCUGCCCACCGUAGGAGGUGAUGGGCUGCUGCUAAAAUCUCCUGAGUGUAUGUUAGAUGUUCAUAAGUGAGAGAUCAUCCUCGUGCUGGUUCAUGUCUGCGUUACAGCUGUACUCUUGGCUUCCUCUAAAGUUGUGGUUGAUUCCUGGAAAACCACCUCUCAUUAUGUAAAUCACGUAGUUUCCCUAAAUUAUUAAAAUCUUCCUCUGUGCCUUUCUGUCUUGUAGCUCACAGCACUGGAAGAAACCCUGACACUUUCCUUAUUCGAGGCUUUCAGAAAUGUUUUCCAAAAGUCACACAUGCUUAUAGCAGCAACAACAAAAAGAUAUAAAGUAGAAAAUGACAGCCACCAGUAAAUCCACUCCCCAGGGAUAACCGUCAUUAGCAUUCUGGUGUGAGUCUUUCCAGACCCUUUAACACAUGUAUUUAAACAAAAAUAGGAUCUCAGUCCACCACCUGUCUGUCAGUCUGUCGUGAUGUGGGGGCUUGCGUGUUGCGGUGAUGCUGGAAGCUCUGCCACUGGUAUUUCAAACCCCAGCAGUGUCACCCGUAGUGGACAGGUUUCAGCAGAGCUUUUGUACUCAGACAGACUAGGAAGAAAGGCCCGGUGAUCUGCUUCCGAAAUGAGCCAAUGAAAACCCUAUGAAUCACAACAGAAUGUUGUCUGAUACAGUGCUGGACGAUGGACCUGUUGGAUUGGAAGGUACUCAGGGUACAUAGUGGCUGCAACAGUGGACUCAAGCAUUCCAAUGAUUGCGAAGAUGGGGCAGGACUGGGCAGCGUUUCAUUCUAUAGUGUAUGACGUUACUGUGAGUCAGAGCUGACUCGAAGGCAGCUGUUGGUCUAGGAUCAUGGCAUACAUACUUCUGUGUAGCCUGCUUGUUUUCAUUUAAUGAUGCUUGAGUCAAAUCUUCCCAUGACAAUCAAUAAAAUGUACAUUUUUUAAUAGCUGCCAUAGUAUUUCGUGUGUGGAUGGGACCAUACUUCACGUAACCAUUCCAGUGGUUUGCUGUUAUAAAUACUGCUGUGAUGAACAUCUUUGUGUAUCUCUAUCUUUGGACUUCUGUCCCAUUGCUUCCUUGGGAGAAAUUCCAGCAGUAGAAAUUGCUAGGUCAGAAGUUAGUUUUGCCAUUUAAAUUUUGCAGCACGCUGUCAUUUUUCCCAGAGUAAGCAUCUGCUGAGUGCUGCCGUCUCGGUGCCCUCCUCCUCACUGGGUUUUUCCCCAUGCUUUUUCCCUAAAGAGCGUUGUUUACUCUUUUCUGAAUCCUAGGUAUGUCUGAUGCCGAAGCGGAGCGUCUCCCUGUGCCUCACGUGUGCCACAGGGCAUGCCAUGGCUAGGGAGCGCCCCCCGGAGCUGAGUUCACCUCCCACCAAGCCAGACCUCACACAGUGCCAAGCUCACAGCACUCCACGGAGGAAGAUGGCCCACGCUGGGAGCACGCCCUGAGCAGCUGCCUCUGAUCGCUCAGCCAAGCAGAAGGGGGUCGUGAGCUGCCCGAGGAGCCAGUGGCUGGGAGCCCGGAACGACCCAGCCUUGAUCCCAGCUCGCCCACAAGAUGUGGACAGUCCUUCUGCUCGUAUGGGUUUUCUGCUCAUCCUUCUCUGAAAGCCAAGUGGCAUCGCAUUCUUCAGGUUACUCAUUCCCUAAGAAGACGCAGAGUCAUUCAGUCCAGGACAGUCCAGCCGGGGAAUCCGCAGCAAGGGCUGAGGAUAAAACGUCUGAAAGAAUAACCGUGGUGAUACCUUCUCCUGUCACGUUAACCAAAGGGACUUUGGUGACUGACACCAACUCUACUGAAGUCACAACCGAAACAAUGAACAGGACAGAGGCGGGUAUGACAGCAGCCAGUGCAGGCCGCACCAGCCGCACGUCCCCCAGAGCCCCCACAGGGCCCGCAUUGUCCGUCCCCACGUCUGCCUCACAGACUUCGUCCACAGCAGCCACCAGGCCUCCACCUCUGAGCACACCCCCUGCACACGCGCCAGGAACAGUAGCCACAACGGCAGCCCCGGGCGCUGAGACUGUGGCUACGACCAGGCCAAGUACAGGCAGUCCCGUUAGCAGGCACAGUCCUUCCGGGCCUACCACGGGUAACUCCACAGCCAACGUCACCUCUGCCACACGCGCCCAGGCUCCUAGCACAUCUGCACAGGGUCCCACCUCCCAGACGUCACCAGGCUGGCCUGUGGUUAACAUGACAAGCGGGUCCACACCCACCCUCUCGGCCACAACGCCCAAGCCCACCACCGUCCCCUCUGUGGCUUCAGUGUCCACCGCAACAACAGCCACAACCAAGGCACAAACACAGGAGCCACCUGCCAGCACAGCGCCAGUACCUCACACUAGCCCAACCCCCACGGCAAAGGCCCCGUCCUCCACAACACAGAUGAAGCCAAACCUUACGCCAUCGACCCAGGGGACCACGGGGCCAGUCGUGACCCAGACCCCUGCGUCGGCAGGGACGGAAGCUGCACCAGGUACUGCUCCUGCUGGGCCAACAACCCUCUCAAGCUCCGGAGACACCAAGGUGCCAGCCACAGAAGCGUGUCCGCUCAGCACCCAAGGCCAGUACCUGGUGGUCACCACCGAGCCCCUUGCCCUGUCCCUGGUGAACAAGAGCUUCCUCCUGGCGGUGCUCCUCCUUGGGGUGACCCUUUUCAUCACCGUCCUGGUUUUGUUUGCCCUGCAAGCCUAUGAGAGCUACAAGAAGAAGGACUACACGCAGGUGGACUAUUUAAUCAACGGAAUGUACGCCGACUCAGAAAUGUGAGUCCGGGGAGGCCGCCUGCAGCCGUUCCCGAGCGGGGGCGGGUGCCAGGCCAGGCCCUUCCCUGUCCUUCCGUUUUGCCUCCAAGACCAAACCAAGUGCUUCCAAAUUCUUUUGGUGCAAUUUAGAAGAUAGACCGGAUGCUUACAUGUGCUUAAUCGCUGUCCAGUUAAUUCCAUGAUCACUAAAGAGUUGCUGCUUUUUUCAUAUUUAUUUUUGUAAAUGAUCAUGUUGACAAGCGCGGGCAAUAAUCCUAAUAGCUCUGCUGCCGGGUAGGGCAGGCGGGCCACGUGGCCCCUGGUGUCUCAGAUCCUGACCCAAAUUAAAGCAAUGACGCUUUCUGGUGA
Molecule: messenger RNA, 6163 nt
Organism: Loxodonta africana (African savanna elephant)
Lineage: Eukaryota; Metazoa; Chordata; Mammalia; Proboscidea; Elephantidae
Gene: C7H11orf24
Product: chromosome 7 C11orf24 homolog
Exons: 3
Coding region: 4605-5819 (404 amino acids)
Source: RefSeq, a predicted model, not a curated record